Molecule: messenger RNA, 666 nt
Organism: Suricata suricatta (meerkat)
Lineage: Eukaryota; Metazoa; Chordata; Mammalia; Carnivora; Herpestidae
Gene: P3H4
Product: prolyl 3-hydroxylase family member 4 (inactive)
Exons: 3
Coding region: 3-248 (81 amino acids)
Biological process (GO): peptidyl-lysine hydroxylation; collagen fibril organization
Cellular component (GO): endoplasmic reticulum
Molecular function (GO): collagen binding
Source: RefSeq, a predicted model, not a curated record
CCAUGCUCUACCACAAUCAGACAGCAGAGCUCCGGGAGCUGCUGGAGUUCGCACAUAUGUACCUGCAGUCCGAUGACGAGAUGGAGCUGGAAGAGACAGUGUCACCUGUGGAGCCCAAGGAUCCCCCAUCCGAUGCCGAGUUCGAGGGGGAGGGGGACUACGAGGAGGGCAUCUAUGCUGACUGGUGGCAGGAGCCGGAUGCCAAGGGUGAUGAGGCAGAGGCCGAGCUGGAGCCUGAACUAGCAUGAGAUGAGAGCCACCCUUGUAUCCUGAAGAGCUGGAGAAGCCUGGGCCCAGUGGUACCACCCUCACCAGCCUGGGCAGCAGCAAGAACUAUUUAUUAAAAAUGUAAAACGGACAUAGCUGACCAGGCCCCAUCUGAUCUCUUCGGGUCCCUCCUGUCUCCUGUCUGGGUCUCUGGACCCCAAGUUGGUGGUGCUGCAGCUGCUGAUGGCCCGACCUCCCCCGCCCCCCACCGUGCUCUCCUCACCUGGACGGUCUCCUGAAGGAGAAGGUUCCUGCCCCUCCAAGUUGGGGUCUCAGCCUGAAUUUCAGAGACAGCAGAGGGGCAGCCGAUGUCAUGAAGAGCACCGGACCAGGAGUCCAGCGGUUCCUGGCACACUGGCAGUGGGUGCUCAAUAAAUGUUUCUUGUUGAAUGAAUUGCA